AACGCAAUGUAUAAUAAGUUGUGGCAUCAGACCCAAGAAGCCCUCAAUUCUUUGCUUGAUACAGAGUCUCAGAAGAUGGUAGAACCACAAAGAAAUCAAGUUUUAAUCUUCCAAAUGUUAGCCACCUUCUACAUAAAAUAUGUGCAGAUCUUUAGAAACCUGGAGAUGGUCUAUGACCAGAUAGUCCAUCCACAGAAACGAAUACUGAUCCGCAAAAUCCUGGAUGGAGUGAUGGGUCGCAUCCUGGAACUGAAGAAUGAGAUGGUUGAAUUGGAAUUAACUGAGUUUCAUUAUUUCGAUGAUAUCUUACAGGAUCUAAAGUUGGCUCCUCAACAACUAGAUAUUCCCAUACCCAAGUAUUUUUUGAGGGAGAAGUUGGAAGUAAUAAAAGAGAGAGAGAAAAUUCUCGCACAAAUAUUAGCUGACACUGGAUUAUACACAGCUGAUGUGAAAUACUAUAUAAAGGCUAUUCCCCUUGAGGAGGCUGUUAAAUUAAUCCAGAUUGCUGAGAGGGCCCGACAAGGUCGCCUAAGAGCAUUAUUCAUGAAGCAAAUCUAUCUCCAGGAAUACAGAGCAAAGCAAGCCAAGCUACUCAGUGAGAGAAUGGCAGAUACCGGGGCUGCUGCACUCCGUAUUCAGAAGGUUUGGCGAGGUUUCCAUCAAUGUAGGGAAACUGAAAAACUGAGAGAAGAGGAGAUGAUAUUCUUGGGUAUG
Messenger RNA from Carlito syrichta (Philippine tarsier), 714 nucleotides. RefSeq names its product IQ and AAA domain-containing protein 1-like. The transcript is spliced from 5 exons. The annotation marks the transcript as partial. Lineage: Eukaryota; Metazoa; Chordata; Mammalia; Primates; Tarsiidae. Gene Ontology annotation, molecular function: protein binding. The record is from RefSeq and is a predicted model, not a curated record.